AUUAUUUGGUGGACAGAUUAUGGGUCAGGCCCUCGUAGCAGCAGCCAAGUCUGUCAGUGAUGAGGUGCAUGCACAUUCCCUACACUGUUACUUUGUUCGAGCAGGUGACCCAAAGAUCCCAGUUCUGUAUCAGGUAGAUCGGACACGGGAUGGAAAGAGUUUUUGUGUCCGCUCUGUGAAGGCUAUCCAGCAUGGGCAACCUAUCUUUAUCUGCCAGGCCUCAUUCCAGAAGACACAGCCAAGCCCAAUCCAACAUCAGUUUACAAUGCCUACAGUGCCUUCUCCCACAGAACUUCUCACAAAUGAACAGCUGAUUAACAAGUACUUAAGAGACCCAAAUCUAGCAGAAAAGUACAGGAUCGGAUUGAACAAGAUGCUUGCUCAAGAGGUGCCCAUUGAAAUUAAACCAGUGAACCCACCAAAUUUGUAUGGGAAAGUUCCACAGGAGCCAAAGCAGCUGUUCUGGGUGCGAGCUCGAGGUUAUAUCGGUGAAUGUGACAUGAAGCUACAUUGCUGUGUGGCAGCAUACAUCUCUGACUAUGCCUUUCUGAGCACAGCACUUCUUCCCCAUGUCCAGCAUUCUGUGAGGUUUGUGGUGUCCCUUGACCAUUCUAUGUGGUUUCAUGCUCCAUUCCGUUCAGAUGAGUGGAUGCUUUACGAAUGCGAGAGUCCUUGGGCUGGUGGUAGCAGAGGACUGGUCUGUGGUCGUCUCUGGAGGCAGGAUGGAGUUUUAGCUGCUUCAUGUGCACAAGAGGGUGUGUUUCGAGAAAGGACUUCAACCAUUCCAAGCAAACUAUAAAACAUGGGGCUGUUUUUUUCUUGUCAAUUUUCCUCAAAAGGAGCUUCAUUAUUCAGUUUUCAAGCUUGCUGUCUGGACCAAUGACUACAGCUUUAAUUAACCAUGCUCUUUAUCUUGCAGAAAAUCUCCAUGACAUAAAAUAAUGAAAGCUUUUUGAGUGGUACUGCCUCUAACAUACCUUUCCUGUUGUCAUGUUAAAACUUGAUUUUAAAAUAUGUAAAAGGAGCUAUGUUUUAAUAAAGGUAAAUGGUCAUAUGCUC
This is a messenger RNA of Protopterus annectens (West African lungfish), 1059 nucleotides long. RefSeq names its product acyl-CoA thioesterase 8 (gene ACOT8). Gene Ontology annotation, biological process: acyl-CoA metabolic process; fatty acid catabolic process. The coding region runs from base 20 to 799 and encodes 259 amino acids. The transcript is spliced from 5 exons. Gene Ontology annotation, cellular component: peroxisomal matrix. The record is from RefSeq and is a predicted model, not a curated record. Gene Ontology annotation, molecular function: fatty acyl-CoA hydrolase activity. Lineage: Eukaryota; Metazoa; Chordata; Ceratodontiformes; Protopteridae.